AUGAUGGUUUAUCAUGAACUCGUAUCGGAACGGUCUACCCGGGCCUUCACACUGGGUCGUGUUGACUCCAAACUCUAUGGAUCACCAUUGCCGGUGUCGGCGCUGAAGGAGCUUGACCCACAGAACGCGCUAGACCUCGGUGUGUUUGCGUUUGAGCUGUCGUUCGAACAUCAGUCAGCAAGACUAAAUGGACAGGUCUCAACGGUAAGACAGACACACGCAGGAGUACUAGAGAUUGUGGUGAACGAAGGAAGGGUGUGGCUGCCACCGAUCGUCGCCGCGUUGCUAUAUAAACGGACAAAAGAGCUACCAGACAGCGUUCAUGUGCGCUUUGUGCGCUUGGAGAAGGGAAAGUUUGCGAGUCUGCAGCUGAGAGGAAAGGACAUCGCAAAGAGGCGGUUGAAAGUGCUUGUAUCGGAACUGAAGACCGAGCGAGCUGGAAAGGAAGCUGAGAAGCGAAUGGAAAUGAGGCUAUGCGUUAUAGCACUGGCGCAAGAGUGCAAAGGAGCACAGGCUAGCAGGCUACGCGCCGGUUCUUGCCCUUGUCUUCGCUGCAAAGCGUUUGAAAUCGUCAAGGUACUUACGGGCGAGAACGCGCAGCUAUUUCAACUGGCGGCUACAUAUCCACGUCACCUUUUUGGAGAUGAAGCAGUUGAAAAGACGCUGCAAGAAGUCGGCCUAAACGGCCGCCAAGAAGUGCUGUUUGUUGCAAAACUGACUGCAAGUCAAGUCAUCCGUGAGCCUGCUACUACGCAAGAAACACUACGUGCAGAUCAGGCACCAGUUGCUGGCCUCGAACGCAGCUACCUGAUAUUUGGGAUGAAGCUUGACGGACUAAAAAAUGCGGCUUGA
Peronospora belbahrii is the source of this 852-nucleotide messenger RNA. NCBI's taxonomy places the organism in Eukaryota, Oomycota, Peronosporomycetes, Peronosporales, Peronosporaceae. The record is from the annotation of a GenBank genome assembly.